GUACGUAUUUUAACUUCAAAACGUUCAGAAACGAAAACCUUUCGAGUGAUUAAAACCAAACCGGAAUGGGCUCGGUAGGAAGUCGUCAGCUCAACCCCGUCCAACUGUGUGACCACCAGCAGGCCACGGGGCUGUCCGCAGAGCAGCUAGAGCAACUGCACACGCGGUUCCGCAGCCUGGAUCGCCACCAGCGCGGCUAUUUGACGCCCACCGACUUGCUGCGCAUUCCACAGCUAUCGCUCAACCCGCUUCACCGCCAGAUCAUCGACGGCUUCUUCCCCAGCCGUGACCCUAGCGCGCGCAUCGGCUUCAAGCAGUUCGUGGACACUUGCUCCACCAUUUUGGUGCCACAGUUUGGCCGCGGCUCAGUGAGGCGUCGCGACGGGCGUGUUCAGAAGCUUCACCUCCUGUCCAAGAUGUUUGACACACGGCGCAGCGGCUGCAUCACACGCUCCGACUUCCGCCAGAUCAUGCGUUGCAUUGUCAAUCUGGCCUGGAGUCAGCAACAGGAUCAGGAACGUCAGGAGGGGCUUUCCGAGAACCGUUUGCCUGAGGUGGAGGCCGAAUUGCAACUUUUAGAGCAUCAGGCCUUUGGCCUCUGCUGCGACCAUAUCUCUUAUGGGGAGUUCGAGAAGCGCCUGUUGAGUGCGGACGUCGACAGACGGCUGUCGAUCGCCAAGUGGCUGGAGGACGAUGACGAGGCCGAAGCCGGGAUGGGACUGCCAGUUGGCUCAGGCCCAUAAAACACCACACCCCAAAUCACUCAUCCUUGUCAUGUUGUGUUUGUGUUUUCAAUAUAGCAAUCAAUUCCA
Messenger RNA from Drosophila simulans, 812 nucleotides. RefSeq names its product calcineurin B homologous protein 2. Gene Ontology annotation, molecular function: calcium ion binding. NCBI's taxonomy places the organism in Eukaryota, Metazoa, Arthropoda, Insecta, Diptera, Drosophilidae. Bases 66 to 743 code for a protein of 225 amino acids. The record is from RefSeq and is a predicted model, not a curated record. The transcript has a single exon.